Rhipicephalus microplus (southern cattle tick) is the source of this 3285-nucleotide messenger RNA. Its product is annotated as SCY1-like protein 2. The record is from RefSeq and is a predicted model, not a curated record. NCBI's taxonomy places the organism in Eukaryota, Metazoa, Arthropoda, Arachnida, Ixodida, Ixodidae. Gene Ontology annotation, biological process: protein phosphorylation. Gene Ontology annotation, molecular function: ATP binding; protein kinase activity.
AUGGAUGUGUUCAACCGACUGAGGUCCACGGUCUCGAACCUGAGUACCGUUCUACCAGGCAACCCAGUCACAAGGGAGUACGAAAUCAUCAAACAUGUGGGAAGUGCAGGACCUGGUCUUCUGUGGAAAAUAUUCCAAGCCACAAAGCGAAGCACCAAGGAGGAGGCAGCUGUGUUUGUUCUGGAGAAGAAGCAGCUUGACCGCUACUCCAAGAGGGACAGGGAACACGUAAUGGAACUUCUGAAGCAAGGAGUGGCGCAGCUAACACGACUUCGUCAUCCCAGCAUUCUCACUGUUCAGCAUCCAAUGGAAGAAUCAAGUGGUCCUUCAUCAGUCUUAGAGAAAAGCAAGGAUGGGAGUAACAAGCAGGGCGUGGCUGCAUUUGAGAAGAAACGGUUUAGAAGAAACAGUGAAUUGACUGGGGAGAGGAAAGUCUGGCAGUUUGCAACAGAGCCAGCAUUUUGUAGUUUAGCCAAUAUACUUGGCGAGACUGAGAACAUGCCUGUUCCUCCACCAGAGCUCAAGGACUAUCAGUUGUUUGACGUCGAAAUCAAGUAUGGGUUCUUACAGGUGUCUGAAGGGUUGGCCUUCCUCCACAAUGAUGUGAAACGCCUCCACCGUAAUCUCUGCCCCCAGGCGAUAGUGGUAAACAAGAAAGGUGCUUGGAAGAUUGCUGGAUUUGACUUCAGCAUUGGUGCCAACAAUCCACAGGAUCCUCAGCCUUCCUACCGGAGCCUGAACCUAGAGCCAGACCUCCCGCCCUUGGCUCAGCCAAACUUGAACUACCUGGCCCCCGAGUGCGUCUUGGCGGACUCCAACGACACCGCGAGCGACAUGUUCAGCCUCGGCAUCCUCGUCUAUGCCGUCUACAACAAGGGCAGCACUCUGUACGACGCCAACAGCAGCGUGGCAUCACUGAAGCAGUGCAUUAACAAGCAUUUAAAGCAUUUGUCGACGGGGAGGUUGAAUGCCCUGCCUGAAGAUGCCAAGGAGCAUGUGAGGAUGCUCCUGAGCGUGACACCAGAUAUCAGGCCAGAUGCGCACCAGUUCUCCAAGCUGAAAUUUCUGGAAGACGUGGGCGUCAAGACGCUCCAGUAUUUGGACUCCCUCUACCAGUGGGACAACCUGCAGAAAUCCCACGUCUACAAAGGGCUGCCCCAAGUGCUGGCACAAAUGCCAAAGCGUGUGGCCUUGCACCGCGUCCUGCCGUGCCUAGUGAAGGAGUAUGCCAAUCCGGACAUGGUGCCGUUCGUGCUACCAAGUGUACUGCUCAUUGCCGAGCAGGCAACCAAGGAGGAGUUCUGCUCCGUCAUCCUGCCGGACCUGAUACCGAUAUUUAGGCUGAGGGAACCUGUCCAGGUAUUAUUGAUCUUCAUGCAAAAAAUGGAGCUCCUCUUGACGAAGUGCCCUCCCGAUGACAUCAAGAACCACAUUCUGCCGAUGAUAUAUGGUUCACUCGAAUCAGAUGCCCAGCAAAUCCAGGAACUCUGCCUGAACAUCAUCCCGGACUUUGCACACCUAGUAGACUACCCGUCAAUGAAGAAUGCCCUGCUGCCAAGGAUUAAGAGACUGUGCCUUCAGACCAGUUUCCUGUCGGUGCGCGUCAACUGUCUGGUGUGUCUGGGAAAGCUGCUUGAGCACCUGGACAAGUGGUUGGUCCUGGAUGAAAUCCUCCCCGUGCUACCUGAAAUACGGUCAAAAGAGCCUGCUGUCCUCAUGGGAAUACUCGGCAUCUACAAGCUGGCCAUGAGCCACAAGAAGCUGGGUCUCACCAAGGACGUGAUGGCAUGCAAGGUCAUCCCGUUCCUCAUGCCUCUGACCAUCGAGAAUGGGCUGACGCUCAACCAGUUCCAAGCCAUCAUGGGCGUGGUCAAGGAGAUGAUUGCUGCUGUCGAGACGGAGCACAGGGCCAAGCUGGAGCAGCUCAACUCUAUCAAGCAGGAGCAGAGUGCUGCAAUGGAAAUGACUAAUCCCAACGAAAUUGUUCCUGGUCUCACACUGUCAAACAAAGCAAACUCUACGACGAGUAACGUCUACGAUGACCUGGGAAUUUCCAACUUCUCAGCACCUUCUCCAAAUGCCAAUGCUAGUAAGUCACCAACACAGAAACUUAAGCAACAGUCCCUUUCAAUGGAGGAAAAGCAGAGGCUGGCCCGCGAGCAAGAGUUCCAGCAACGCAUACAGACGCAGCCUUCACUGAUCCCGGCCAAACCCGCUCCUACACGGCCAGCGCACGAGCCAAAAGACUUGACGUCCACGCUGAUCAACUCCAACCUGGCCUCCCUGAACAUCCGGAGCCCAACGGGAUCCAACCCCUUCGGCGGUUCGCCCGGCUUCGGAUCGUCUCCCAACUACGCAUCCUCACCUGCGGUGACUAUUCCUCGUCCGGAAUGUCUCCGACAAUGCCUCAGUGGGCGUUCCAGGGCACCCAACAGGCAGCUGCGUCACCGAUGGCAAUGCCCACGCGGUUCGUGAUGCCACCGCAGCCGCUGAAUAGACAGCCGCAGCAGCAGCAACAACAAAUAAACACGUCUGCCUUUGACAACUUGCUUCCUCGUCUGAGCUCGGGGCCUCCGAUGGGUGCACCGCGACCUACGCUCAGCCAAAUGGCACCACCACCAACAAACAACUUCGGCAACUUUGUCAGUGUGCAACCACCGGUGCAGAAUUCCACUCCCUCCUACGCCACGCCCGUCAAGCCCUUGUCCAAAAGUGAAAUGGACGACUUGCUCAGCUGAGUUGUCGGGAAGAACUUUCGCCACAUUGUGCGGACUGGACAUCGCUGGUAUUGAUAGAGCAGAUCGACAGACGAUACACCGCUUGCAAUCGCAGAUGGUCUUCUAAGGAUUGCAGCCUGAACCAAGUGUUUGUGCCAGUAAACCGGUGUAAAUGAUGCAGUGGCCUUGAAGCAUCGCUUGUUUGUGCACAGCGGCUAUUGGAAGACUAUGUGUUCACGUGCUGUUUAUUGCCAAGCCUCCUCACUGCACUUCCAAAUGUGCUACCACCUUGUGACACUUGGCUUGGUGUGUUGUGUUGUGUGUUGUGCACAGCAUCAGCAAAGAAGGAUGCACAGUGGGAAGGAACACUAUCGCCAUGCAUUUUGUGAGCGUAAGCAAAAAGGCAAUGUGGUGCUUGUCAAAACUUUGCGGGUGAGCACGACAGGCACGCGUACAAUGCAGCUCACGAUUCACAAGCAGUUCUAAAAUGAAUUGAGGCUACAUCUGUCUGAAUUUACUGUACUUUAAUUUUAGAUAUGUAAAUUAAAGAGAAAAAUAUGACAAAACA